This is a messenger RNA of Pseudogymnoascus verrucosus, 1400 nucleotides long. RefSeq lists its product as uncharacterized. Bases 186 to 1208 code for a protein of 340 amino acids. Gene Ontology annotation, molecular function: oxidoreductase activity, acting on the CH-OH group of donors, NAD or NADP as acceptor. The transcript has 4 exons. The record is from RefSeq and is a predicted model, not a curated record. NCBI's taxonomy places the organism in Eukaryota, Fungi, Ascomycota, Leotiomycetes, Thelebolales, Thelebolaceae.
GUCAGGUCCAUGCAUGAAGAGGAGCUUUAGCUUCGGCGAUAAAGUAGUUUCGGUGAUAAAGAAAUGUUUAUAAAUGCCAUUGCCCCUCGCGGGGUAAUGAGGCAUCAAUCAUCUUUCACACCUCUCGACUAAUACAGCUUGAUUAUUCAGAAAAGACUAUAUAAUUUAGACAUUCAACCGACACAAUGGCAGGAGAUCUUAUAGUGAUUACCGGUGUCUCUGGAUACAUCGGGUUCAAGACGAUGUAUAUGGCCCUUGCCCAAGGCUACCAAGUCCGCGCCAUUGUCCGCAGAGAAGAGCAGAUAGAGAAGCUUAAAAACCAUCCCAAAGUCACGAAUGCCGAAAACUUGAGCUUUGUCGUGGUGCCAGACUUGGUUGCAAAGGAUGCAUUCGCUGGGGUUUUCGAUGGCGCGAAAGCAAUAGUGCAUUUGGCUUCGCCGCUUGCGAAAGAGACGGAUGACUACGAGCGAGAUAUUGUCAAACCAGCGCGAGAUCUCCUCAUGGCUGUCCUGGAGGCAGCAAUCCACAUCACCACUCUGAGAAGGAUAGUCGUCACAUCAUCUGCCGUCUCUCUCAUCCCCAUGGAAUGGCUCGGAACUUCAGACACCGAGACAGUCUUCACAGAAAGGGACAUUAACUCCAACCCAACAAGACCCUUCCACAGCGCAAUGGAAGCGUACUGGGCCUCAAAAGCCUUUGCGCGCUUGUCAACUAAUAAGUUCAUCGAGGAGAGGAAACCACAUUUCGACAUCGUCGGACUCCUCCCAUCUGUGGUCCUCGGACCAGAGGACCUCGCCACAGGCAACUCUACCCUCCUUGUCGGUACCCGGGCAAUGCUCGUACCAGUCCUGCAAGGAGCAAAGCUAGAUAUGCCACUCGUUGGCACGCCAGUGCAUGUUGACGACGUGGCCAGGGCGCACGUGGAUGCCAUCAAGCCCAGUGUGCCAGGGAAUGCGGAUUAUGUCCUGUCGUCUGAUGGAGAGGAGGGGAUUGAGUGGGACUCCAUGACUGAUAUUGCGAGGAAGUACUUUCCGGAUGAAGUAGAGAGCGGGCUUUUGAAGUUGGGGGGCUCGAUGCCAACUAGAAAGUGGAGGUUGAAUGUGUCAACUACGGAGAAGGCAUUUGGGUGGAAGUGUGUCCCAUUUGAGAAGACUAUGCGCGAUCUCAUUGGGCAGUAUGUUGAAUUUCUGAAGAAGGAACAGAAUUAGAUAGAGGUAGACCGAGGUUGGAGUCAUGGGACUAUAAUUAAUGAACCAGACGCCAACUGAAUAUAAAACAUACAUAGUAAUUGGAGUGGAGGACUCAUAACAGCAUUCAUCCGAUGUUGCUGCUGCGUAUACCCUGCAUGGGUCGAGCCCAAAUCGGAUCCUCCCCUUCAAAAAUAUUAGACUCAUACAUAG